Impatiens glandulifera is the source of this 776-nucleotide messenger RNA. RefSeq names its product integrin-linked protein kinase 1-like. Bases 25 to 705 code for a protein of 226 amino acids. The record is from RefSeq and is a predicted model, not a curated record. Lineage: Eukaryota; Viridiplantae; Streptophyta; Magnoliopsida; Ericales; Balsaminaceae. Gene Ontology annotation, biological process: protein phosphorylation. Gene Ontology annotation, molecular function: protein kinase activity; ATP binding. The transcript is spliced from 7 exons.
CGACACAUAAGUUAUCCAGUGAAAAUGGUAUUAACUGCUACAGAUAAUACACUCUUAAGAGAACUUCGUCAUCCCAAUAUUCUGCAAUUUCUUGGUUCAAUAGUGCAGGGUGAGGAGAUGAUUCUCAUUACAGAUUUGUCCAAAGGGAAUUUGGAAAGUACUUUGGCCAAAAAAGUUCGUCUAGACUUAUCAACUGUUCUUGGGUAUGCAUUUGAUAUCGCCAGGGGAAUGAAUUAUCUCCAUCAACACAAGCCCUUCCCUAUACUUCACAACCAUUUGAAUCCUGGAAACUUGUUGCAUGAUGAUGGUGGGCACUUGAAGAUUGGAGAAUAUUGGAUUCAGAUGCUGUAUCAAAGGAUAAACACAAGUCAAGACUUAAUCAUUUCAGGCCAUAUAAAUGGUAAUACUGUUGGCACAAUUAGCUCUCCAUCAAAUGACACUAACAAGGACAUCUAUUCAUUUGGUUUAAUAUUGUAUCAGAUGCUUGAAGGAUGGAACAUUGCCAGUAAUAAUGUUGACUUUACACAUGACAACUCAAUUGACUUGCCCAAGUUCCAGAUAAGUCGAUAUCCUGGAAGAGUGCAACAGUUAAUGGAGGAUUGCACAAACAAAGACCCCUUAAUCAGGCCUUCCUUUGCUGCUAUCAUAAACAUAUUAGAAGAAAUUUCGGAAGGUCUUGGAAAAGCUGGUUGCCCCGUCUGUUGAGCAAUGUUUUUAUUGAUGUUACUUUUAAUAAGAAAUUAUUUAUGUAUCAACCAUCUUAAUUAUUAAGAAAU